AGCAGUAGAAGCUUCAAGCUGCCGCGCCGGUUCCACUUGAAGCGCCGUGCGCAUGCUGUUGUUGUUGGCCAAACGCCAGGAAGGUUUACACCAGCACAGCCGCGGCUUUAAAUCAGUGCAACACCAGCGGCCACCGGCAACGGACUUGAAACUUGAACAGUUAUUCGAGCGAGCACAAAGCGUACGAUUGCAAGCAUUAUUUGCGGAAAAAAUAUUAUAAAAUCGAAUACUCAUUACAAGUGUUUAAUUUGAAUCGACUUUAGUGCAAAAAGUAACAAGAAAAAUCCAUAAAUUAUAUUCGAGCAUUAUUUUUUCCAAAGGCGCGCGCAUACAAACCGACUUUGUGUAUCCGCAGGAGACAGCCGCCAGUGCGGAGAAUCGAGCAGCCGACGUGUACGCCGCGCACUGAAUGCAAAAUCAGUUAUUCAAUUGUUGUGCGCGCGAUUAAGGGAAACCAUUGAAUUUAAAAAAAUAUAAUUCAAUUGCGCAAAGGAAUUCCUGUAUUUGCCUUUUGUAUUUGCUGUCAACGAAGCCAACAAAUUAAUUCAAUCCGCGCUCACACACUCGUCCCAUCAGCAAACACAGGCGCACAACAACCACGCAUAGCGCACCGAAAUGUUGCUGAAAUUCCUAUCUCUGGCAUGUGUGCUACACUUGGCAGCCGCCGCGCCGCAGCUUCUCACCUUUAGAGACGGCAAAUUUGGCGUAAAUUUUGGUGGUUAUCAUGCUGAGGCGGGUCUGGGCGGUCUACUCACUGGCGAUGCAGCGCAUGGCGGCCUAAGCGCUUCGGCUGGUACGCCGUUCGGGCAAAGAGCUGGUGCCGGCUUAGGAGGCAGUGUGGAUGGAAAUGCCGCUGGCGUACUGUAUGCAGGUGCUGAGGCCAAUCCACAGACCGGUGCUGGCGCCAUACUUGGCGGCGACACCAGCAGAGGUGGUUAUGCGGGUUCACAAGCUUUUUCCGGCGGUAGGACUGUGGCAAGCACGAAAAACCACAUCUUUCCGGGAGCUUUCAGCAAUCAAGUGGACGCAGUUACUAGCGGUCCCAGCGACACAACACAGUAUGAUGGCAUACAAAAGGUCCGACCACCGAAGAAGUAUCUGAUUAAACCGAGUUCCUACAGUAAUAACGCAAUUAAGACACCCAAUAAUUCCGACCGCAAGGCCACUGACAACCGCCAUGCCUCCAGCACCGACAUCCUUAAACAUGGUGAUGGCAUUACAACCGCUGCAACAGGCAACCAUAACGGUGACAGCGAUGCCAGCACUGCCGAAGAACAGCACAAAGACGUCGUGAAACCAAUCGCUACAUAUGUUCCCGUUGUGCGACAUCCAGCAGGAGCACCAAGCGCCAGCGGCACCACAGAGAGCGUAGAGAAAACUAACAGCAAGCAGCAACUCAGCGACGCACCACAGCCAGCCGUCGAUGCCGACCAUUUCGUAGCGCCACCCACCAUCGUAGUAAGCAGGCAACGCUUGCGCCAAAAGUCACGCAGCCGACCCAACAAACGUGAGCGCCAGCUGCAGCGGCAACGCGAGCGCCUACUGCAAACACAGCUCGCGCUAAGGACGACGGAGGCCGGAGUUGGCGCGGCAGAUGCGCCGCAUGCAACGCAAACCAAACACCAGGAAUCAGUUGUUGUUGUGCAGCAACACUCGCAGUAUGCUGCUCAAGCUAGCGCCAGCGCCAACGCCAACGCCAACAGUAACAACAAUGCAGGUACCGGUGUCGCACACUCAAAACAACUGACCAGACAAGUGGAGAAGAACCAAUUCAAUUUUGCCACGCCAUCGCCGCUUCCGGACAUCAACCUGAACGUCGGCCCGGCGGUGGUGACCAGUGCCUUGAAUAUACCGAUUGGCAUUUUGCGUUCUCUGCAAGAGUCUUUGGGUGGACUCGCUACUGCCAAACAGGGAGCGUCUGCAACAAUUAACUAAGCGACGAAUUUCGAUUUAUAUUUACAUAUGUGUAUUAAAGA
Messenger RNA from Bactrocera dorsalis (oriental fruit fly), 1976 nucleotides. RefSeq lists its product as uncharacterized. The transcript has 6 exons. Bases 616 to 1935 code for a protein of 439 amino acids. The record is from RefSeq and is a predicted model, not a curated record. NCBI's taxonomy places the organism in Eukaryota, Metazoa, Arthropoda, Insecta, Diptera, Tephritidae.